UUAUAUUAGUGCAGAACACUGUACCUUUAAUUUAAAUGCCCUUGUAGUCUGCUGGUGAAGAGAAAUAAUACUGUCAGUCAGUAUGACAUGCAGAUGAGUGCCGUCGAUCUUAGAAUCACCGCACACUUCACUCAUUUGGGCAGUCACGGGGCCAAAACCAGAGUGUGGAGCCACAGUGUGGCGGUGGAGGCAGCAGCAAUGGAGGCCAUACAGCACCCUAGGACAAAAUGGAACCCAGCAGCAGUGUGAGGAGACCUGAAAGUGGCACAUGGCAGAGUGUGGCGAUGGAGACAGCAGCAAUGGGAGGCCGUACAGGGACCCAUGACACACUCUGGACCUGGCAGCAGCAUGAGGAGGCGGUACAGGGGCCCAUGACAGAUUACGGGCCUGGCAGCAGCAUGAGGAGUCGGUACGGGGGCCCAUGUCAGAUUACGGGCCUGGCAGCAGCAAUGGGAGGCCGUACAGGGACCCAUGACACACUCUGGACCUGGCAGCAGCAUGAGGAGGCGGUACAGGGGCCCAUGACAGAUUACGGGCCUGGCAGCAGCAUGAGGAGUCGGUACGGGGGCCCAUGACACACUCUGGACCUGGCAGCAGCAUGAGGAGGCGGUACAGGGGCCCAU
Messenger RNA from Staurois parvus, 623 nucleotides. The record is from the annotation of a GenBank genome assembly. NCBI's taxonomy places the organism in Eukaryota, Metazoa, Chordata, Amphibia, Anura, Ranidae.